AUGCUUCUUCCCAGAGUGUUCCAAUUAUCAAAGAGAAGGCUCUCUGCAUUGCGUUCCGUGAGAGCGGGAGCCGCGAGGUCUACUUUUUCCAGCAGGAGUGCCUCGUCGCUUAGUGCUAAAAUCGUGGGCCCACGUAAACAGGUUUUAAGGGCGUCCGUUCUAACCGCGACGUCGGCUUCUGCUGCUCUUCUCCUAUAUUCACUACUAGAUCCAGUACCUGGUGCGAUAGAAGCAAGCGACGUCAUGCUUCACAACCAGGUUGAUGAUUGCUGGAUUGUGCUCGACGGCGAGGUGUACGAUGUUACGAACUUUCUUCAAAUGCACCCAGGCGGUGUUGGCAGGAUCAUGGAAGUUGCCGGCGGCGAUGCCACUCGCAAAUUCUACUCUGUUCAUUCCGGGUCCACCUUAGACAAGAUGAAAGAUCAAUUAGUACAUGUUGGCAAAUUGAAAGGCAAGUUCACCGAAGUCAUUUCUGAGGAGGAGAUAAGGAUCUCAGAACAGCGCAAGAAGCUGCCACCCUUAAGUCGGAUAUUUAACUUAUCGGACUUUGAGAGUAUUGCGAGGGAGAUUUUACCUAGAAGCACGUUUGCUUAUUACGCUACCGGGGCCUCAGACGAGUUCUCAAUCCGUGAAAACCACUACGCCUACGGCAGGGUCUUUUUUAGACCUAAGGUAUUACAAGAUAUUGCGUAUGAUGUAGAUACCUCGACGGAAUUUCUGGGCGCAAAAGUGAACUUGCCAGUUUAUAUUUCUGCUUUUGCUGGGUCUAAAAUGGCGCAUCCUCUAGCUGAAUUGAAUUUGCAGGCUGCUGCCGAAAAGGCUAAUGUGAUGCAAAUGGUUCCCAAACAAAGCUCCUACAGUAUUGAGGAAUUCUUCGAACAUGUUCCCGAUAAUCAAAACCAUUGGUACCAGUAUCACUUUGACGACGUGGAGCAACUCAACAACGUUGGCAUUUUAAUCAAGGAACUAGAGUCUCAGCCUACCGUAAAAGGACUCUUUUUGAAUGUAGAUCUGCGCGAUAUUGGCAACCGUGAAAAGGAUACGAGACAGAGGUCCGUUGAUACAACCACUAGCAAGGACCUGUCUUCCAUUGUUACAAAAAACAUGUCAUACGCUAAAUUCACUUGGAAGGACGUGGACAAAAUCAUGGCUUCCACACAGCUGCCAAUUGCCUUGAAAGGUAUUCAGAGAGGAGAAGAUGUGGUCUCGGCUGCAGAAAGGGGGGUCAAAGCAGUUGUGUUAUCGAAUCAUGGAGGUAGACAACUAGAUUUCUCGCGCCCUCCACUCGAGGUGCUCGCGGAGGCUAAGCAAAUGCUCAAGGAAAAAGGCCUGGAGGACAAGAUAGAGAUUUAUCUUGACGGCGGUGUAAGAAGAGGCUCUGACGUUGUCAAAGCCCUGUGUAUGGGUGCCAAAGGCGUAGGUCUUGGUAGGCCUUUUUUAUAUGCCAUGGCCGGAUACGGCGAACCUGGCAUUACCCAUCUAUUGGAGAUUUUAGAGGGCGAGAUCAAAAACAACAUGAGGCUUCUUGGGGUGGAGCGUAUUUCGGACUUGAAUGAAAGCCUAGUCGACGUGAACAGUCUCAAAUUCCGCAACCCACGGGCCAACGAUGUUCUAUACGACGAGGGCUACAUGUCACUGCGCUUCCCCGAGUUCAAGUAA
Messenger RNA from Lachancea nothofagi CBS 11611, 1659 nucleotides. NCBI's taxonomy places the organism in Eukaryota, Fungi, Ascomycota, Saccharomycetes, Saccharomycetales, Saccharomycetaceae. The record is from the annotation of a GenBank genome assembly.